GGAGCGGCGGGGCCAGCUCGCUGCGGCCACACUCCCGCGAGAGCGCCUAGUCCCGCGGGCGGCGCACGCGCAGACCCGGCACGCCUGCGCCUCAGGCCCGACCCCUCUUCCGUGAGCGCUCGGGAUGUUUGGCGUUACCAAGGAGCUGCUGGGGCCCUUGAGAACGCCGCUGGUCCCUGCGGCAACCCGGGAGGACCAAACCCGACCGAGGUGGCCGCGGCCAGAGCGGCUGCGAUGAUGUCCAACCCAGUGCAUGGCCUGCCCUUUCUCCCGGGCACGUCCUUUAAGGACUCCACGAAAACAGCAUUUCAUAGAAGCCAGACGCUUGGCUAUAGGAAUGGCUAUGCAGUUGUUCGACGUCCAACAGUUGGGAUCGGCGGGGACCGGCUCCAGGUCAGCCAGCUGUCUCAGGCUGAGCUGGACGAGCUGGCCAGCAAGGCACCAGUCCUCGCGUACGGCCAGCCCAAGCAGGCCCCGCGUGCAGAAUUCAUUCCUGCCUAUGUGGCUUUCGACAAAAAGGUGCUGAAAUUUGAUGCCUAUUUCCAAGAAGAUGUUCCUCUGUCAACUGAGGAACGUUACAGGAUCCGCCGAGUUAACAUUUACUACUAUUUGGAAGAUGACAGCAUGUCUGUCAUAGAGCCCGUUGUGGAAAACUCCGGGAUCCCUCAAGGCAAGUUAAUCAAACGACAGCGCCUAGCCAAGAAUGACCGGGGAGACCAUUACCAUUGGAAAGACCUAAACCGAGGAAUAAACAUCACAAUUUAUGGCAGAACUUUCCGCAUUGUUGACUGUGACAAGUUCACACAGAUAUUUUUGGAAAGUCAAGGAAUUGAACUAAAUCCACCAGAGAAGAUGGCUCUCGAUCCUUACACUGAACUCCGGAAACAGCCUCUUCGUAAGUAUGUGACUCCAACAGACUUUGAUCAACUCAAGCAGUUUCUCACCUUUGACAAACAAGUUCUUCGAUUCUAUGCGAUCUGGGAUGAUACAGACAGCAUGUUUGGUGAAUGUCGGACCUACAUCAUUCAUUACUAUCUUAUGGAUGAUACAGUGGAAAUUCGAGAGGUCCACGAACGGAAUGAUGGGCGAGAUCCCUUCCCACUCCUCAUGAGCCGCCAGCGCAUGCCCAAGGUUUUGGUGGAAAAUGCAAAGAACUUCCCUCGGUGUGUGCUGGAAAUCUCAGACAAGGAGGUGUUGGAAUGGUAUACUGCCAAAGACUUCAUUGUUGGGAAGCCACUCACUAUACUUGGGAGAACUUUCUUCAUUUAUGAUUGUGAUCCAUUUACUCGGCAGUAUUACAAAGAAAAAUUUGGAAUCUCCGAUUUACCACGCAUUGAUGUGAGCAAGAAGGAGCCACCUCCUGUGAAACAGGAAUUACCUCCCUAUAACGGUUAUGGACUAGUUGAAGACUCUGCUCAGAAUUGCUUUGCGCUCAUUCCAAAAGCUCCAAAAAAAGAUGUUAUUAAAAUGCUGAUGAAUGAGAACAAGGUGCUUCGUUAUUUGGCUGCACUGGAAUCCCCCAUCCCAGAAGACAAAGACCGCCGAUUUGUCUUCUCUUAUUUUCUAGCCACUGACAUGAUCAGUAUCUUUGAGCCUCCUGUUCGCAAUUCUGGUAUCAUUGGGGGCAAGUAUCUUGGCAGAACUAAAGUUGUCAAACCAGGCUCCUCAGUGGAAAACCCCAUCUAUUAUGGCCCCAGUGACUUCUUCAUUGGUGCUGUGAUUGAGGUGUUUGGCCACCGGUUCGUCAUCCUUGACACAGACGACUGUGUUCUGAAAUACAUGGAGAGCAAUGCUGCCCAGUAUUCACCAGAAGCACUCCUGUCAAUUCAGAACCAUGUUCGAAAGCAAGAAGCUCCUGCACCAGAAUUGGACAACCAGCAAACGGAAGAGGACCCAGGCGUGCAGGAACUGGAGGCCCUGAUAGACACGAUCCAGAAGCAAGGGAAAGAUCGCCCGUGCAGGGACAACAUCCGCAAGAUGUUUCAAAUUUAUGACAAGGAAGCUUCAGGACAUGUGGACAGGGAGACAUUCUUUAAAAUCUGUGACUCUUUUCACCUCCCAGUUGACGAUUCCUUGGUUAAGGAGCUCAUCAGGAUGUGCUCUCACGGAGAAGACAAGAUUGACUACUAUAACUUUGUCCGUGCUUUCUCCAACUGACCUGCUGAGGACAGAACGCGGCACAGUAUUUUGAGGUUGGGCCUACGUAUACCUGUACUCUUCAUAGAGGCAUUUACAGAGCUCUUGAAAUUAUAUUUCCUUUUUGGUUCUUUUACCACUGAAGUCUAAAUUAAAUUGGAUCUUGUAGGA
Molecule: messenger RNA, 2307 nt
Organism: Eubalaena glacialis (North Atlantic right whale)
Lineage: Eukaryota; Metazoa; Chordata; Mammalia; Artiodactyla; Balaenidae
Gene: EFHC1
Product: EF-hand domain containing 1
Exons: 11
Coding region: 235-2157 (640 amino acids)
Biological process (GO): mitotic cytokinesis; cilium-dependent cell motility; mitotic spindle organization
Cellular component (GO): axoneme; mitotic spindle
Molecular function (GO): calcium ion binding; alpha-tubulin binding
Source: RefSeq, a predicted model, not a curated record